This is a messenger RNA of Chiroxiphia lanceolata (lance-tailed manakin), 1056 nucleotides long. RefSeq lists its product as uncharacterized. The transcript has 3 exons. The record is from RefSeq and is a predicted model, not a curated record. NCBI's taxonomy places the organism in Eukaryota, Metazoa, Chordata, Aves, Passeriformes, Pipridae. Bases 60 to 749 code for a protein of 229 amino acids.
UCAUUACUCCAGUGCUUUUUAGAAAAGCGGGGAGUUAAGACGAACUGGCUUUGCGACAGAUGCUGCUUUCGUGUAGGGGCCAGGGAUUUGAAGCGAACGCUGUAACUGCCUUUACUAUCUCUACUUGGAAAGAACUUAGUGAUAAGCUCUUUACUGCUGACUCUAAGGGAGAAAAAGUUGCUGCUUCCCUCCUUACAACUUGGCGAUUGUUAUCUGGAACAGUAGAAGACAUUAAAGCACAGUUUGAGGACAUUAGAAUGCUACUAGAUACCAUCAUACGGAGAAAUCGUGCAAAAAGGGAGUCGAGCGGAGUUAAAGGGAGCCGGAGCGGGACCAGAGAUCACGGAGCGGGGCCGGGGACGACCGAGCGGCCCCGGCAAAAUGAACGCGGUGCUGGCGUCUCGGCAGUGCAUAUCCAGGACGAUCGGAGACGACGGCUGCGGCGUGAAAGUACUGCUGAUGGACCGGGGAUGAACUUUACGAGCACUAUGACUGAGUUCCACCUUAAGACAUUUCCAGCUUUUCAUCUGAACUGUGCUGCGGGACUGCGCCGCGCAUUUGUGGCUGUGUUCACGGCGCUGGGUGCCUGCGCCGCCGUGCUGAGCGAACGCGCCCGCGCGCGUGCACGCCGGCGGCCCCGGGCGCGGCGGGCGGCGGGGGGGCUCUGUUUCCCCCGCACUGCUGACAGCCAUGGUCCCAAGAGGUGUAGGUUCCCCUCCCCUUCUUUACAGCGAAUGUUUUUUCCCUAGUGCCGCUCCUCUUCCUAGAGCGGCGAGUUGAUAACGGUAGCAACGGCUUUGGAAGUGCAGUCGGGGGAGGGGGGAAGCUGUUUCUCUUUUUUCCUCGUUACACCAAUCACCCCCUCUCUGAAACGUGCCUGUUUGCAGCUGUUUUCUCUCUCUCCUAUGUUUUUGUCUUUUCUUAAGCAGACCCUGUGAUUAAGUUAAGUUCCUUCUGCUGAUUUUCUCUGAGUGAGCCCGGCCCCUCCUCCUCCUCCUUCGUCCUUCAGCAAUGAGGGGCGUGGGGGGGCAAAGACGGUAAAACACGGAAAAAAGG